UCAGCUGAUCGACCGGGAACGGUCAGGGACUGGCUAGAGACAGGAAAAAUCAUAUGUAACUCACCCUAAGUUAAAUCCUACCUGGUUACGUUACUGCUCCUGCUGGUAAAUUCAGAAUUGGAUAAAGCUGCUUGUUUUGAAUGAUGGCUGAACUUUAUGAUGUGAUCAUUGUUGGAGGAGGUCUGGGAGGGCUAAUUGCUGCUCAUCUUCUACAGAAGGAAAGAAGUGAUAUCAAGAUACAAGUUCUAGAAGCAUCAGAUCGCGUAUGUAGUUCCCUAAAGACAGUUGAGCUGGAAGCUGCUAAUGGAAAGGAUAAUUUUGAUAUUGGUGUGUCUAGAGUUGGAAGUGCCCAGCCUCUGAUGCAGUCCUUAAUCAAGGAGUUUGGGUUGGAGACCUAUCCUCACUUUGACAAAGGUUCCAAGCACUGGCAGCUCCCUGAUGGGAAGAUCAAGAAAUACUCUGGAUCCAUUCCUCCGCUGGGCUACACCUCACUCGUCGACCUCCUAAGAUACUUCAGAAAGAUGGACAAGCUUGCUGAGAAGGUGAACUUCAAGGACAUAACUGCUACAGAGAACUGCUCUGAAUGGGAGGAUACCACCAUGGAACAGUUUAUUCCAAAGUUUCUAUAUCUUCAGGGAGCGAAGGACAUGGCCAGUACAAUGAUAGGGACAUUCUGCGGGAUGUCCCCCAAUCAACUCUCAGUACUCCAGUACAUGUGCAUGAUCCGUAGCUGUGGCAGCUGGGAGAAGCACAUUGGAGGAGAGGGAACUGGACGAAUGGAUCUUAAAUUCAAGGGUGGUUGCCAGCAGCUUGGUGAGAGGCUGUAUGAGAAGGUCGGCAGUGAUAGGGUCACGAUGGGUGAUGCGGUGACUCGUAUUGAGCAGACUGCUGACAAGACCAAGGCCACGGUCAAGACCAAGUCAGGCCGGACAUUGGAGGCAAAGGUGAUCAUCAUGGCCAUCCCAUCUAGAGAUAUCUGUAAGAUGGAGUUCUCCCCGUCCCUUGAAGUACCCCGCGAGCUCCCUUCUUGGGAUUAUGGAGUGCAUUUUAUUGUUACAUACAAGAAGAAUUUCUGGAGAAACCAGAAAAUGGCUGGAGAGUUCCUGAGCAUGGCUGGUACUCUGGGAGGCUUUAAAGAUGAGAAGGAAUUUCCAUUGAUUGCUUUCUUUGAUCACACCUCUGCUAAUGGAAACCCGGCCCUCAUGGGUUUGUUCUCCGCACCAUGCUUUGCCAAGAUGACUAGUGAUGAGAGGAAGACCAUAGCCCUUAACACCUUAGCCAAUGUGUUGGGAGAUGAAGCGAGGGACAUCAUUGAAUACAGAGAUGAGUCUUGGAAUCGACAGGCUGCUGGAGAAGAACCUAUUAAGAUGAGAGCUGGUCUCAAGGCCUCGGAGGUGAUGGCUUCCUUGAGAAGACCUCAUGGAUGUAUUCAUUUUGCUGGCGAGGAGACAGGAACUGUUUGGUUAGGGAUGAUGGAGUCGACUGCAGAGGCAUCCACCAGAGUUGUGAAGGAAGUUAUGGCAGUUCUUUAACCUGCAUUCCAAAACCAUGGAAGCUUAAAAGUGCCACCCAGAUGUUCAUAUAAUCAUCUCGUAUUGUCUGCCUUCCGUGUGAGAGAUGAUCAGAUGACAAAAUCUAAGAUCUCGUCAUGUCUACAUCUUGUGGGAGAGAUGAUGAGAUGUCAAGAUCUAAGAUCUUGUAAUGUCUACAUCUCUCCCAUGGGAUGUAGACAUGAUGAGAUCAAAGAUCUUAUCAUCUGAUGAUUAUCUGAACAUCUGGGUGGCACUUUUAAGCUUCCAUACAAAACCAUUCUAGGGAUGGAGAUCGUAAUGAUAGUGACAUGCUAAUUACAUGGUACUGACUUGGUAAUUGCAUAACAGUGCCAGGGUUAUCACAUGACAGUUACAACUGGAAAUCACAUGAUGGUGACAUGAUGUUCACUUGAUAGUAAUGUGGUAAUCACAUGAUAAUGACAUGACUAUCAUAUGCCAGUGACAUGGUAAUCCAAUCGUCAGUGGCCAUUCGAACUGUCAAUACUUGUUUUAGAGAAAAAUCAUCUUUCAAAGUUUACUAUAAUUUCCACGAUUUGUCCCCAGCCUUUAAGAUUUUCAUUGCUAGAUAAACAUGUUAGUUAGAAAGACCAAGACAGUUGCUUGUCCUUGAUAUUUUUAUUUUUUACACAGAACCAAGAAUCAGGGAAAAUAUUGCAAUUGAAGCUCUACAGGCUUGUAAUUCCGGUUUGAGCGGUUUAGAUUUUCCCUGCACAAAAAUGCCAAAGGGAACACAACACUGACCACAAUUUCAAGAUGCGCGAUCGGCAAACUGUUGCUUCACUCUUUCAUGUGCAAUGUCAAUGCAUUCAGAAAUGAUGGUUUGCUAACUGGUAUUUGCAUGUUAAGUGUGCGCAGCGGUUGUUUUCAUUGCUAGUAAUACACCUUUCCAUUGGGAUUUUUUGCAUUUUGCAAGAAUACAGGACAGAAUUACAAAUGGAUCCCAUGUACCUCACCGGUAAGAGUACAAUCUAAAUGAAAAAUACAAUUUUAUAUUCUGUACUCAGGUUAAACUUAGGUUCUGGUCUAAAAUUAUGGUUUGACUAUGGAUGGCCAAGUGUGACAUUAAUCUUUCAAUUCAUUCAUAAUUGUCUUUCAAUAAUAUCUCAAAACAUUCCUUCACCUUUAAAGGAUGGGGAAAGGACACAAUCAACAAAAGAAACAUUGUAAAAUAACAUUGACACUUUUGGCUUUCCAUACUUUGAACAAUAUGAGUUACUUAGAACAUGGCUUUAAACUAGACUUUAAUUUGGCACAUGAUGGUCUCCAAGGGGAGCGCUUCAUCAAAAGUUGUCCUUCAAUCAAGUUUUCUGAUUAGACAAGUUUCCUUGAUUUAAGUUGGCUUAGAAGCACAGUCCCGAUGGCUAUGGAUAAAAACAGGAAUUGUCAGAUAAAACGUUCAACAAGUCCCAUUUUAUCCAACAGUUACCAUAGGAUUACUGCUUCUCAGCCAAUCAAAAUCAAGAAAAGUUGUCAGAUUUGAGAACUUGUCGCAAAAAUACAGUUGCAACGCUGCCUGGUUCUUCCACAGGUCAUCCAGCCUUUGUGUUGUAUGGCAAUUUGACAAUUUUGACUAAGCAUGCUCAGGGGAAUGAUCCUGCCAAUGUUUUGACGUUUAACCCGUCCGAUUUUGUGGUAAUAUUGACAUGUAUCAGUAUGUUGUGAUCAAAUUUGAUAAGUAUUGUACUGGUUGGGUAUGUAGCUAGUAUACAUAAAAUUGUUCCAUUUAUACAGUACUCAUUCAUAUGAACAUACAUGUUUGUGAAGAGAGAUGGUUUCAUACGCAAUGUUAUUGAUGAUUUGAUAAUGUUAUCAAUAUACAUUUAUUUUUGAAGCACAAAAGAACAUCUAAAUGGAUUUUCAAGUAUAAUCAAAGAUUUGUUGAAAAAUACUUUUAUACCUUUCAUUUUACUAUAGCGAUUCCCUUGUAAUGCAUAUGAAAAACACAUUGAAAUGUGUGGUUGUGUGCUUUUUAAUCAUUU
Molecule: messenger RNA, 3532 nt
Organism: Lytechinus variegatus (green sea urchin)
Lineage: Eukaryota; Metazoa; Echinodermata; Echinoidea; Temnopleuroida; Toxopneustidae
Product: amine oxidase [flavin-containing] A-like
Exons: 12
Coding region: 141-1532 (463 amino acids)
Molecular function (GO): oxidoreductase activity
Source: RefSeq, a predicted model, not a curated record